AUGCGUUCCUCUCAGUCCUCUGCAGCUCAGGACCGAGGUCAAGCGGAUGGUUUAAGUGACGAGAGCUCACUUCUAGCCCCGGACCGUCCCUCCACCGGACGUCGAGCUCGAACGAGCUCUUCCACCACUCAGGUUGUCGGAUCGCCGUCAAUUGCACAGAGAACUCCAACCAGGUCGUUCUAUCACCGCUCCUUUCAUGGCUCUAUAGACGCAGCUCAAUAUUCGUCAUAUGGCGUGCGAGAGCAGACCGCAGAACUAGCCUCACUCGCAAUAUCCGAAUCUGUCCGGGAGAGUCCAUCUUCAUCAGAUACCAAACAGCGUUCGAUAUCACACCCAGAUACCAUCAUUCUUGACACAGAAGCAUCUCAAGGCUCACCUGCCGAGCCCAGCACCCGUGCUCAUGUACGUUCACGACCAGAGGCCAUUGACGAGGUCUCUGAGCCGGUCUCCCCAGAGUCAAGUCGCGAGGCAUCACCACCAGCACAUUUCACCUCAGCAUUGACUAAGAUGAUUCAGAAAUCGCCGCCAGAGUUCUCCGUAGGAGUGAGGUACAUGGGGAAGAGAGACUCGUUAACACACAAUACCUCUUCAAGAAGAGAAGCUUUUGAGAGCGAUACCACCAUCACAGAAGAAACAUCACUCCUGCCCAAAAGUCAGGAUGAAAUUUCGAAGAAGGUCGGAUCUUAUAAGGAUCUGGAGAGUCAAAAACCCCACAGGCGACCUGUCAAGCACCAAAUUCGUGCUACGGGUCAGCAUGCCCUUAACAAGUCACGCUCCGCGGCUUAUACAAUUUUACAUCCAAAAACGUGGGAUAUUGGAACGAUAUGGCAGGAGGGGUUUGUCCGACCUGUCAGCGUUCUACCGGCUGUUUUUCUCGGCCUUCUACUCAACAUCUUGGACGCUCUCUCCUACGGGAUGAUAUUGUUCCCCCUCGGUCAACCAGUAUUUGCAGAUAUGGGCUCAGACGGUAUUUCCAUGUUUUAUGUCAGCACAAUAAUUGCCCAGGUGGUUUUUUCCAGUGGGGGAAGUAUUUUCAAGGGAGGCAUCGGUUCUGAAAUGAUCGAGGUGGUCCCCUUUAUGCACAAGAUGGCCUUUACAAUUCUAAAUACGGUUGGUGAGGACAAUCCGAAAUCCGUUUUGGCAACAACCAUCCUGUCCUAUGCCCUAAGCUCAAUGCUUACGGGCAUUGUUUUCUUUCUCAUGGGGGUAUGCCGUCUGGGGUCCUUGAUUGGGUUUUUUCCACGCCACAUUCUCAUUGGUUGCAUAGGUGGAGUUGGGUGGUUUCUGGUUGUCACUGGUCUCGAGGUGUCUGCCAGGCUUGAUGGCAACCUCAACUACGAUUUCUCAACCCUACAAAAGCUCCUUCAACUCGACACCAUUUUUCUGUGGGCAAUCCCUUUCGUGCUUGCUGUCAUCCUUAUGGCCACACAGCGCUUUGUCAAAUCUAACUUUCUUGUUGGUGGCUACUUCAUCAGCGUUGCAAUAAUAUUCUAUUUUUUUAGGUUUGCUCUCGGCUUUCCGAUUGAGAUGCUUCGAGAGCACGGUUGGGUCUUCGACGCACCCCCUGCAGAAAACCCUUGGUAUCAUUUCUAUACGCUUUACGACUUUCGAGCAGUGAACUGGGAGGCGCUCGCAGAAACAGUUCCCGCCAUGUUUGCGCUUACCUUCUUCGGCAUUCUCCAUGUUCCGAUCAAUGUUCCCGCCUUAGCUAUUUCUACAGGAGAGGACAGUUUAGACCUUGACAGAGAGCUUCUGGCUCAUGGCGUUACCAACGCACUGUCGGGCUUCUUUGGCAGCAUCCAGAAUUACCUCGUGUACACAAAUAGCUUACUCUUCAUUGAUAGUGGAGGAAGCUCGAGACUCGCAGGCCUCUUGCUUGCGGCAGCAACUGCUGGGGUCCUUUUCAUGGGGCCUGUGCUUGUUGGAUACAUUCCCAUCAUGGUUGUCGGUGCUCUCAUCUUCCUGCUCGGCAUGGAGCUUAUGAUUGAGGCACUGAUUGAUACGUUUGGCAAAGUCCAUCGGCUUGAGUACAUCACUAUUCUGAUUAUAGUGGUUACCAUGGGCGCGUGGGAUUUUGUGGUUGGCAUCUUUGUUGGCAUAGUGCUUGCCUGUGUCAACUUUGUCGUACAGACUUCUCGCAAAAGCGCAAUUCGUGCUACAUAUUCGGGAGAAACCGCCAACUCGACGGUACGGCGACCUCCUGUUCAGCUCAGAUUUUUAAAGGAAGCCGGCCAGCAGACACAUGUCAUCAAGCUUGCCGGCUUUCUCUUCUUCGGUACUAUUGUCGGAGUCGAAAACAGAAUUCGAGCUAUGCUUGCAGAAGAUGCUUUCCGACAUCGCCCGAUUCGCUAUCUUAUCCUUGAUCUUGCACACAUCAACGGCGUUGACUUUUCGGCCGCUGAAGCUUUCACCAGAAUCAGUCGCUUGCUUAAAAAGCGAGGCGUGAUUAUGAUUGUCAGUGGUGUCAGCGUCAAUGGUGAGGUUGGGCAGAGCCUGAGUAGUGUCGGACUAUUUAGCGAGGAGAACGAGGUUGAGCUGUUUGAGAAUUUGAACCAGGCUCUGGAGUUUUGCGAGAAUGAACUGCUCCAAGCAUUUUACGAACGGCAAGCGCAAUUACCUCCACACCAUCGACACGCUCCUCCACCCUCUCCAAGUCAACAGCUUGAUGUUCCUGUGGAGGGCAGACGUCCAUCAUUCCCUUCGGAGUUGAUGUUCAGCUCACCGAGGAGGGACCAUCUUCAUCAUGUUGCAUCAACGACACUUAAUGAGACUGUUUCCACCAAGUCACACUCGUGGCAUAACUAUAAACAGCCUCUACCACUACUGCUUCAGAUAUUCGAGGACCUUUCAGAACAUGGCGAAGAUUUCUGGUUUAAGGCAACCCGAUUUUUUGAGAAAAAGCAGUUCCCUUCUGGUACGGUUUUAUUUAACAUAGGCGAACCUGCAAGUGGUUUCUACCUUCUAGAAGAGGGAAUCCUACGUGCCGACUACAACUCCCCACAAGGCCAGUAUUCAGAGCUCAUUAUGGCCGGACGUCCCUGUGGCGAACUACCAUUCUUUUCAGAAACAAGUCGAACGGCGACGUUGACGGCUGAACGAGACUGUACCGUAUGGGAGAUGAGCGAGCAGAAAUGGACAGAACUACAAAAAGCAGAGCCGGAUGUGGCGAGUGAAAUGCUCAAAAUAUGCUUGAAACUGACCAAGGAACGAAUGGACGCUGUGCUUGGAUACAUCCUUACUGCUGCUGGCUGA
Molecule: messenger RNA, 3252 nt
Organism: Endocarpon pusillum Z07020
Lineage: Eukaryota; Fungi; Ascomycota; Eurotiomycetes; Verrucariales; Verrucariaceae
Exons: 2
Coding region: 1-3252 (1083 amino acids)
Cellular component (GO): membrane
Source: RefSeq, a predicted model, not a curated record